GUGCAGCAGUCCCACGCUAGAGUGUGUUGUCGUCUUCGUCUACAUACACAAAUAUAGAAACGGCAGCCACAACACACAACCCAGAACCCACAACAUGAUGACCGGAUCGAGCUCCCGAGUGUUCAUCAUGCCCGGCGCCGGCCAUGUCCACUACCUCGUCGCGGGAGGCUUCGGAGGAGGCGACGACCCCAGGUACCCCUGGACCUUCAAGUCCCUGCACGAGGUGGACGCCGUCGUCCCUGCCAUCGCCCGUGGGGCACCGGUAGGGCCUGACGGGUGCCCCAUCUGCUUCCGCACAUUCGCCAGUGCCAAGGCCGUCCAUGGCCACAUGCGCAGCCACACGGACCGCAGCUGGCGCGGCAUGGAGCCGCCCCGGGAGACACCCCUGGGCGAGCUCGGGCCGUACGGGCAGCGUUACCCGUACGUGUGCGACCGCUGCAAGAUGCCUUUCCAGACGCGCCAGGCGCUCGGCGGCCACCGCGCCAGCCACAAUGGUAAGAAAGGCUGCUCCUGGCUCGAAAGAGAGGAGCUCGCCGCCGCCGAAGAAGCUCGUAAGCCCGUCCUGUUCGGCGUUGAUCUGAACCUUCCGGCUCCCGAGGCAGAUCAGGAACAGGGGGAUGAGUAGUAGGGGUGAUGAACAGAUCGAUCGAGCAGCUUGCUAGUGUUCUCAGUUGACAGUUGUUCGAGCUGUGCUUGCGUGUGCUAUAUUUGGUGUUUAGCUUCUAGUAUAUAUUUUAUUCUGCCUUCUCUCUUUGACUUUGCGUUUCCAGACUUGUGUGCAAAUAAUAGCUCUCGAUCGAUCGAUCCCCGCUCAAUAGAUAAAUAAAUGAAGACUGCAAUCUGCAAUUAAGCUGGUUUGCUAUAUAUGUG
Messenger RNA from Triticum aestivum (bread wheat), 870 nucleotides. Its product is annotated as zinc finger protein ZAT9-like. The transcript has a single exon. NCBI's taxonomy places the organism in Eukaryota, Viridiplantae, Streptophyta, Magnoliopsida, Poales, Poaceae. The coding region runs from base 95 to 625 and encodes 176 amino acids. The record is from RefSeq and is a predicted model, not a curated record.